This is a messenger RNA of Phytophthora nicotianae INRA-310, 380 nucleotides long. RefSeq lists its product as hypothetical. The coding region runs from base 31 to 321 and encodes 96 amino acids. The transcript has a single exon. NCBI's taxonomy places the organism in Eukaryota, Oomycota, Peronosporomycetes, Peronosporales, Peronosporaceae. The record is from RefSeq and is a predicted model, not a curated record.
CGUGAUUCCAGUCUCAAUUUAUUGCCUAAUAUGAACCAGCGUCGAUACCUCAAAUCAUGCAACUGCCUUUGUAUUUGUCAUUCUGUCCCGCACUCGGGAACGCAGGUAGUGUUCCAGUCGGCCGUUAGCUGGGUUCUGUCCCUAGCCACGCUACUACGAACGCUCCCACCGUUCCUCGUCGUACCUACCGAGCCAAGGACGUCGUUACCCUACUGUUCGUUCCGUCGCCGUCGACUGGAGAGACGUAAGGGCCCUGGACACUCACGACCUGGAGCCGCCAGGAUGGAAGGCACAGGACUUCCACGAAUUGAUGUGAGGUGACGAAGAGAAGAGGUGUCACCAAGAUGAAGACCAGAUUGUAUUCCGUAGUUAAGUAGCCC